Anopheles maculipalpis is the source of this 1786-nucleotide messenger RNA. RefSeq names its product integumentary mucin C.1. NCBI's taxonomy places the organism in Eukaryota, Metazoa, Arthropoda, Insecta, Diptera, Culicidae. The record is from RefSeq and is a predicted model, not a curated record. Gene Ontology annotation, biological process: protein dephosphorylation. The transcript is spliced from 7 exons. Gene Ontology annotation, molecular function: protein tyrosine/serine/threonine phosphatase activity. The coding region runs from base 62 to 1786 and encodes 574 amino acids. Gene Ontology annotation, cellular component: cytosol.
GAGCCAUCCAACUACCGUUUAAUAUCGAACCGAUACACGAGACGGAAAUAAAACCAGCAAGAUGGGAAAUGGCAUGAACAAGGUCAUGCCCGGGUUGUAUAUUGGCAACUAUAGGGACUCAAAGGACUACCAGCAGCUGGAUCGAUAUGGGAUUACGCACAUUGUCUCCAUACACGAUAGUCCUCGACGAUUUCAUCCAGAUAAACAUUACCUGUGUGUGAUUGCUGCGGACAAACCGGACCAAAACCUGUCGCAAUACUUUUCGGUGUGUAAUGAUUUCAUCCACUCGGCACGGCUCAAGGAGGGUAACGUACUGAUCCACUGUCUGGCUGGCAUGUCCCGCUCGGUAACGGUGGCCGUUGCCUACAUCAUGUGCGUCACACCAUUGAACUGGAAGGAAGCUCUAAAGGUAGUACGUGCUGGUCGCUCGAUAGCCAAUCCCAAUCUGGGGUUUCAGAAUCAGCUGCAAGAUUUUGAAACCAACAAACUGAUCGAGGAACGAAGACGGUUGAAGGAGCGUUUUCCGAGCUUAGCGCUUGAGUCGACGGACAAGGAGCAGUGCUACAUAGCGCUAGAUUACUACGAAGAGCUGCUGGAAAGCAAAGGAGUUUGCGAAGGUCAUUGCAAGUUCGGGAAGGACUGCCCAACGGGAAUCUGCCGGACGGAUUCCCGUGGUGGUAUAAGACCUUCACGAAAGCCGAGUCUCUCGUCGAAGAAGCAAUACAACACAUCACUCUCGACGUCACCCUCGACCUCAUCCCAGCUGUCGGUACGAAGCAUGGGUACGCCUGGCAGUGGAGGUGCUCAGUCAUGUCCCACGUCGCCCCGCUGCUCGAAAGCGUUAACUCAACGCCAGGGCGCUGGUGGUGGAGGCAACCGGAAUCCCGAGAACCCGCGUGCAGCUGGUGAGUAUGCGGCCGAAAUCGAUUUGGGUGAAAUAUCGGAGCUUCGGCGGAGCAGUAGCAUCGUCAGUACCUUUCGUCCACGAAGCAGCCCAGCCGGGUUGUAUUCCUAUACAGGCUCAGCGCCACCGUCCAUACACGGUUCGCGGGUUGAUUUGAACGUUAGUGGAGGUACCGGAUCUGCCAUCUAUCUCGGCUCAACUAGCGGAAGUGGUGGAACCAGUGGGUCUGGAGGUGCUGGUGUGGGAAGCGUAGGAUCAGCAAGUAAUUCUCCGGGACCGGCGAGACGGCUCAGUAUGAGAUCCACCCCCAAAUCAACACCCCGCUCAACACCAGAGUCAUCUCCGAAGGCAUCGCCCAAGAAGAGUGCUUCCUCAAGAUCCUUAGCAACCACGACCACAACCGGAAGCACAAACUCGCCGAGGAAAAGUGUGUCCGGCAACGGUGGUCGUACAGCAACGGUAACACCAGCCACGUCCACGCCGCCGAUCAAUACCAACCCGUGUCCGAAAGACAAGACAAGCAAACUAACCUCAAAAACCACCGUCCCAAGUAAUGCUACUAAUGCUAGUGCCACUACUACUACUACUACUACUACAACCACCAGUGCAUCCGGUGGCAGCGCAAUGAAUAGGGCCGCCACCACGCGUACUCCAUCAAUUGUGAUAGACAUAACCACAACUACGGCAACAAUUACGACAAGCACGACCUCCAGCAGCAAGGAUGCAGCUUACGGACGUCCAAACGAAAGACAGGACGCUUCGCCCAAGGACAUCACUAGGCCUGCUAGUGGGGGGAAAGGUAGCAACACUACCAACACUAAUGCAUCAUCCAAAACAAUGGUUGCGAGCAAUAAUGCUAACAAUAGAACUGUGAAGCAGUAG